AUGAAGUUGUGGCUGCACCUGCUCCCAACUUCGAGCCUGUUGCUCACCCUCUUCACCGCUCAAUCGGUCGCGACACUGGCGGACCUUCUGCAACGCGAGAGAGGAGAUACCACAAAAAGUGGAGCGCUGCGUGAGAAAAUGCAAAAGCAAGGACAACGAGAGCGACCGACAAGCAACAGCAUUCCGGACUGGGGUGUGGGCAUGUUUCAGUACUUCCGUCCCACAAUAUCCUGGGUCGAAUACACCGUGCCGGUGGAGAGCUUCGCGGCUUUGGUUGCGACCACGAGCAAAGAGGGCCAGGGGCACAGUGGACCGAAAAUCGUCUUCGACAGCGAUCUGGACGACGCACUACUCUCACCCGCCGUGAAGGCGAACACGAACCACCCGGACGCGCACAGUUCCAUGACGUUGCUGCAGGCUGGCACGAAUGGGGAGAAGAAUACAGAUGGUGAGAACAAGCUCAGCAGCGCAAUCACGAUCGGUGAUCAGAACGAAGAACAACAACAACACCGAGCGAUCACGAAAAAUAAAAUCGAGAACUACCUCGCACUUCGCGUGCAGUUUGCAGAUGCAGUCGCGCAGCACCGUCUGCGGGACUUGCCGCCCGGAAGUCUGUACGCGUUUCCGGUGCGCAAUUUCCGAGAGCUGGCGACCGCGCACCGGUUCGUGGAGCUCACUUCGGCGGCGAAAGACUCUGUCGGCUCGCACAUGAACCCGGCCAAGGACGACCAUGGCAUGCAGGCCUUUGCGUGCUGGCUGACGCGGGCGGCGGACGGAAAGGGCGGCUGCGUGGUCGAACUUCGGGCAGAGGCCGAGAAGAUGGAGGGGCACUUGAAGAACGGGCUGUCAGACGCGGAACCGAGUAUAGGGUCGGCGUAA
This is a messenger RNA of Amoebophrya sp. A120, 879 nucleotides long. NCBI's taxonomy places the organism in Eukaryota, Dinophyceae, Syndiniales, Amoebophryaceae. The record is from the annotation of a GenBank genome assembly.